This is a messenger RNA of Microtus oregoni (creeping vole), 4385 nucleotides long. Its product is annotated as HAUS augmin-like complex subunit 3. Lineage: Eukaryota; Metazoa; Chordata; Mammalia; Rodentia; Cricetidae. The transcript is spliced from 4 exons. Gene Ontology annotation, biological process: spindle assembly; centrosome cycle. The record is from RefSeq and is a predicted model, not a curated record. Bases 880 to 2676 code for a protein of 598 amino acids. Gene Ontology annotation, cellular component: centrosome; HAUS complex; mitotic spindle.
GACCAGGCUGGCCUAGAACUCACAGAGAUCCUCCGGCCUCUGCCUCCCUAGUGCUCGGAUUAAAGGCGUGCGCCACCACUGCCCGGCCCUUUAUGCAUCUUUUAAAAACAGCAAUUCUGUGGUUUUGUGGGUGUGUUUUAUUAGGGAUCCUAAGUGCCGGAACUGGUUACUCCAGAAACAAACAAAAACUAACCCAGAGAUUUUGCUAUCAGAGUGUCAAAUGUAUCGAGAUUUUUACAGCCUGCCAUUGCCACUGACCUUCGUUUGCUGAAGUCUUGGAUCGUUGUGCGCUGGGUGAAAAUAAUACUUUUUGCUUAAUGAUUGGCUACUUUGAAACUUGUCAGUUUGCCCUGGUUUUCUCUGCAUUAGGCUGGUUAUGUCUGGAGAUUGAGUCGUUUGAACCCGAUGAAUGCUGAUUGAUGUAAAUAUUCAGUUGAUCUUUUAAAAAGUGGCAUAUUUCUAUUUCUAAACUAGAAACGACGGGGAAACAACUAUUAUUUUACAAAAUAUAGUGCAUUUUAAAUAAUUUUGUCAUUGGAAAAAUAAGAUUUUUAUUGUUAUAUUUUCACUAAUUGGGUUUUCAUUACUGUUGCAGUGUGUUUUGCUGUUUUCAUCAGAUAACGAACUUGCAUCUGCCUUUCAUUUAAAUAGUUUCCUGAUGGCAUCUGAUGAAAUGAUCUGUAUUUAAAGUGCAUUUGACUUAUUUGUACUCUAACACUUGUUUUUUUCCCCUCUAGGAAAGGACACUAUAGAUUGUAUUUCCCCCCUUCUUCCAUGGACUUAGUGUAAACAUGUUUUUUUCUGUUUGAACUUAGUUCUUAAAGACAGUUCCCAUAGAUUCAUAUCAAAUAUAAGAAACAGGGGUAGGGUAGUUUAACCAUGAGUUGUGGAAAGGAGUUUGUGGAAACAUUGGAAAAAAUUGGUUAUCCUAAAGCUGAUACUCUUAACGGAGAAGAUUUUGACUGGCUGUUUGAGGCUGGUGAAGAUCAGUCAUUUCUGAAAUGGUUUUGUGGAAAUGUUAAUGAACAGAAUGUGUUGUCUGAAAAAGAAUUGGAAGCUUUCAGCAUUCUUCAAAGAUCAGGCAAGCCCAUCCUAGAAGGAACGGCAUUGGAUGAAGUUCUUAGAACCUGUAAAACUUUUGAUUUGAAGACACCUACACUGGAUGACAAAGAGAUACAGAAAUUAGAAGAUGAGGUUCAAAUGCUGCAGAAAUUAUAUAACUUAAAAAUUCAGCGACGGAAUAAAUACCAGUUAAUGGCUUCUGAAACUAGUUACAAAUCUCUGGCAUUAAAUGCUAAACAAGAGGAAGCUACUAAGAAGCUAAAACAAAGUCAAGGAUUCCUAGAUGCUGUGAACACUAAACUCAGUAAUGAACUUCAGGUUCUUACUGAUGAAGUUAAUAAUUUGAUGAUAUUCUUCAGAAAUUCUAAUUUAGGUCAAGGGACAAAUCCAAUGGUAUUUUUAUCUCAACUUUCCUUGGAAAAAUACAUAAGCCAAGAGGAGCAAAGCACAGCAGCCUUAACCUUAUAUACCAAAAAACAGUUCUUUCAGGGUAUACAUGAAGUAGUUGAAACUUCAAAUGAAGAAAAUUUUCAACUCUUAGACAUACAAACACCAUCUAUUUGUGAAAAUGAAGAAAUCCUUGGGGAGAGACAACUGGAGAUGGCUAGGCUGCAGAUAGCAUACAUCUGUGCCCAACAACAGAUCUUAUACCUGAAAGCAAGUAAUUUGAGCAUGAAGUCAAGUAUAAAAUGGGCAGAAGAGAAUCUUCAUAGCCUAACCAAUGAGGCUGUUGGUAAAGAAAAUUUGGAUGCUAAAAUUUCUAGCUUGAACCGUGAGAUUCUAAAACUUGAAGAACAAAUCACUCAUAUGAAAGACAAAAUUUUGCCUGCUGUAGUAAAAGAGAACGCCCAGUUAUUGAACAUGCCGGUUGUAAAGGGAGAUUUUGAUCUGCAGAUUGCUAAACAAGAUUGUUAUACAGCAAGACAAGAGUUAGUUUUAAAUCAGUUGAUAAAGCAGAAGGCAUCAUUUGAGCUUGUACAUUUAUCAUAUGAAAUUGAGUUGAGAAGACAUUGGGAUACAUAUCGGCAACUUGAAAAUUUGGUUCAACAACUUAGUCAAAGAAACGUGGUGCUCUGUCAGCAAUUAGCAACGUUAACGGAUCCGUCAGCAUCUGAGCAGUUAAACUCCAGGACUCCCAUCAACACUAAAGAUUAUUCUACUCAUAGGCUUUAUCAACUUUUAGAUGGAGACAAUAAGAAAAAAGAAUUGUUUAUAACCCAUGAACGCUUGGAAGAAGUGGCUGAGAAAUUGAAACAAGAUCUUUCUCAAAUACAAGAUCAAUUGGCAGUAUCUACUCAAGAACAGUUUUUCUUUCUGUCCAAACUGAAUAAUGAUGUGGACAUGCUUUGUGAUGCUUUGUAUCACGGAGGGAACCAGCUAUUGCUCUGUGAUCAGGAGUUAAUGGAACAUGUUCAUCGAGUUGAAUCUAAGUUGAAUAAACUAAAUCAUCUCCUUACGGAUAUUCUUGCUGAUGUGAAGACAAAAAGAAAACUUUUGGCAACUAAUAAAUUGCAUCAAGUGGAAAGAGAAUUAUAUGUAUAUUUUUUCAAAGAUGCAGACUAUCUAAAAGAUGUUGUGGAAAAUUUAGAAAACCAGUCAAAGAUUAAGACCUGAUCUUAAAGACUGAAGAUUUCUAAAACUGAAUCUUUACUAUGCCUGCUGUGUUUUAAUUUUUAACUAUUAGGAUGCUAUUUCUAAUAAACACUACUAAUUUUUCUUUUGACAUUUACUUAGUGUGUGGGGAGGGAUGGGUAUAUGUGCAGUCGUGUACAGUAAUUAGUGUGUACCAUGUCGCAUGUGUGGAGGUGAGAGCGUCUUGCAGGAGUUGUGUUACUCUUCUACCACAAGAGCUCUGGGAAUGGAAAUCAGGUCGUCAGUCUUGGUAGCAGAGAUUAACCCACGUCAUCAGCCUCAGUGCUACUAGGGUUAUAAAUUUAAGAUCAACAGAACAUUUUAUUUGAAUAGAUUCAAUGUCAAGUUGAACUUCCCUAAUAUGAAAAUUUUAAAUACUCCAAAAUUUGAACCUGUAUUUUUAAGCAACUGGAAUGUUUCUCAAAUGAAAAAUUCUACAUCUGAUCUUUCAUGGCUUGUCAGUCAUAAAAUACAUACACUAAGUUAUAAAGCUACCUUCAGUCUUAGUUGUAUAAAAUUUUGUCUGAAAUAUGAAUGAAUUUCACAUUUUGACUUCAUUUCUAUCUCUAAAAUUUAUAAUUGUAUACAAAAAUUAAAAUAUCUGAAGCACUUUAGUUCCACUCAUUUAAGUUAAGGGAUGUUCAGUUUGUGACAUUGGUUUUGAGGUUGUAUAAACAUUGACUGGCUGACCAGACUGGACUUGAACUCACAUCAGGCAUACUACCAAGUGCUUCUCAUCACUGUUUGCUUGGUGCCACUUUAUCUUGUCAAAUUUUUACUUGCAGGAAAAAAACAUGGUAUACAAAUGUUUUAAGUAUAACUAAAUUUCCUUAAAUUGGCAUUUUCUGCUGUUGGGUAUUUCAAAAUUUUUGUAGAAUUUGGGGUUUUGUUUUUUAAGGUUUCUGUUAUCUGAGGUCAACUGUGAUCUGAAAAUAAUUUUAAAAAAUGACAGGAGUAAAGUUUUUUUUUCAGAAGUAAAGUUUUAAGUUGUAUGUCAUGGACUCUGAAGCCUCCCACCUAGGAUGUGUUCUACCUUUGUUUAGUGUAUGUAUGCUACAUACUUGACCUUUUUUAGCAGGUACAUAGAUUUCCAUACUAUGUGUAGUUUCAUUGCGGUUUGGAAUUUUAUCCUUUGUCGGUAAAGUAAUAUUAUUGUAUAUUCAAUAGCCAAGUCUUGUGUUUGACUAAAGUAAAAUUCUGCUGAAGUAUUUUCCCCUAAUUUUCUGUUGUAAUUUUUGGAAGUUUAAAUGUGUCUGCUUGUAUCACAAAUUUUGAGCAUUUCUGUUUUAGGGGCUGGGUUCUGGUGGCUGUACUAGAGCUUUAACCACUGUGAUUAUAGCAUAAAUAAUGAAAUUUGAAAUAUAAGUUUCAAAAUUAUAUACAAAUGGUUGCUUAAAGGAUUUAUGAUAUAUAUUUAAAUCACUUAGAAAAUGUUGGACAAUUAUUUAAGAUUUGAAGUGGCUUUUUAGUUGGAUUUUUUUCUUUUUAUAGAUUCAUUUUGUUUUGUUUUUAAGGUAAGGUCUUAAAUCUUUUCGCCUAUAUUGGUCUUCAGUUUAUGAUCCUGACUUGACUGUGCUGGGAUUAUGAGUGUAUACCACCGCACGAAAUUUCCUAUCGGUUAUUUUAUCAAAAGCUCCCAAAGAGUUCAUUUUAUGAUAUGUCUGUGUCAAAUAAUAAAUAUUUUAAGUUCA